Asterias rubens (European starfish) is the source of this 3604-nucleotide messenger RNA. Its product is annotated as mitochondrial import inner membrane translocase subunit TIM44-like. Gene Ontology annotation, molecular function: protein-folding chaperone binding. Bases 6 to 1424 code for a protein of 472 amino acids. Gene Ontology annotation, biological process: protein import into mitochondrial matrix. The transcript is spliced from 15 exons. The record is from RefSeq and is a predicted model, not a curated record. Lineage: Eukaryota; Metazoa; Echinodermata; Asteroidea; Forcipulatida; Asteriidae. Gene Ontology annotation, cellular component: mitochondrial inner membrane.
CUUUCAUGCACUCAGAGCCCAUGGGUUUCCACAAAAUCCUCAAUAAGCACGUAUACUUUAACAAAAUGGCUGCCCCCGUUGCGAAACUCGCGAGUCACUGUACCAGUACCAAGCUGUUAUGGAGACUACCAUACCAAACAGCGAGAUUGUCACCAAUGACAAGUGGAAAUGCGACACAAAAACAGCUGGAUUUCAGGCUAGCCCAGGCAAGGACUUACUCUCAGCAACCUCAAAGGAAGAGCUUUUUUGGACAGAUUAUUGAUAAUAUCAAACUGGACAUUGCAAAGAACAAGGAAAUGAAGGACAACAUCAAGAAGUUUCGAGAAGAAGCAGAUAAGCUUGAGAAGUCUGAGGCUCUACAGCAAGCGAGGAAGAAAUAUGAAAAUUUAGAAACGGAGACUUCCAGAGGAUCUGAGGCAAUCAAACGAACAAUGACUGACAUCAAAGAAAAAGUUCAAAAGGGUGUUGAGGAUGUCCAGAAACAAGAAUGGGCCAAGAAGGCAGGGACCAUGACAGAGGAUUUCACCAAGACGGCAAAGGGUGCUGCUGAGAAGGUCAGCAAGCAAGGGGAAGAGCUUACCAAGACAGCUGCUUAUAAGACCAUCUCAGAGAGUGUAAAAGCAGUCAAACAUGAGAUUGAUGAGAGUACCACAUCCAAGGCCAGGCCAUACAGAGCCCCUGAGAAACUACGCAAGAGAACUGACAAUUUACCAGAAGGACAAGAGGCGCGGAGCUUUGAAGCAAAUGAGGAUGAUACGGGUAUGGUUCUACACAAAGACUCUAGGUGGUAUAAACAAUGGAAUGACUUCAAAGAAAACAACCAGGUCUUCAAUAAAGUGUUUGACUUAAAAAUGAAAUAUGAUGAAAGUGACAAUGUGAUGGUAAGGGCUUCCAGGCUACUCACAGAUAGGGUCAGCCAACUGCUUGGUGGAGUUUUCUCACCCACAGAGAUGUCUGAGGUACUGACAGAGAUUCUCAAGGCUGACCCCAAUUUUUCGAAGCAGGAAUUUCUGAAUUUUUGCGAGUAUGAAAUUAUACCAAACGUUCUAGAGGCAAUGAUCCGAGGUGACUUAGAAGUACUCAAAGAUUGGUGCUAUGAAGCUCCAUACAGUCAGCUUGCUACACCGCUUAAACAAGCCAAAGCGAUGGGGUAUAUAUUUGAUAACAAGAUAUUGGAUAUUGAUAACUUAGAUCUUUCUAUGGGUAAGAUGAUGGACCAGGGUCCGGUCCUAGUCAUCAGUUUCACUGCACAGCAGAUCAUGGUUGUUCGUAAUGCUAAACAUGAACUCGUAGAAGGUGAUCCGGAUAAAGUUUUGAGAAUAACCUACGUCUGGGUGCUGUGUAGAGACCAAGAGAUACUGGAUCCAACUGCUGCAUGGAGACUACUAGAUCUCUCAGCCAACACUGCGCAACAAUGGGUCUAAUGAUAGCAGGCUUGUUGCAAGACAAGCAGAACUAAGUGUUGAGAAUUAGGUUAUGCCUGAAGGCCAAAAAGAUACUGGAUUCAACUGCUGCAUGGAGACUACUAAGCUCUCUCGGCAAAAUAGUGGUCAGUGAUGGGUUGGAGCAACCUUGUUCCCAUUGGUGAACGAUCUUGCCACAUCAUUUUCUUUACCAGAAAACCUUGCUCGAUCGUAACCCCUGGAAGUGUGACUUUAGAGUAUCCAAAUUUAUUGGAUAUUUUAAAAUAAAUAGACACUGUCAAAAGACGCAUCAAGUCAUACAGCAACUGGACCUUUCUCAUUCUUUUUUGAUCCUGUGAUACGUCUUACUGUAAUGAGUUUAGGGUGACCACAUAAAAACACGAUUCAUUUGAAAUGUAUUGCAUCGAAAUAUGUGCUUUUUAAAAUGCCUGUGCUAUGCGCCUGAAAAGCAUCUUUACACAUGCUGGAAAGUUUUCAACAAGCAUGCUUGCAGAGGAGUCUUUCUUGGUAAGCGUUGAUUUGCAGUGCUUCCCUCCCAGAGGUUAGUGGUGAGAGGUAUCGAUACAGUGAGCUACCAAGGGUAGAGAGGCUGGGGUUGGAGAGGUGUAAGCCUUCACCAUUCCGCUCCUAUCUUAUCCCAGCCAAGGAAGAUAUCCUGACAGUCAGACAGAUCUAUGUACUAUCCAUACAUCAAGAUUUAACUGCAGAAUUAGAGACUAAUAGAUCUUUUGGCCGAAAGCUUUGUGGAUUUUCCCAUUGUUGAGGGAGGGGUGGGGGCUGCCAUUAUUCAUUUGUUGAACCAUAACAGUAUAACUGGAAGUGUGGAUGAUGGAGAUAAAGCUGUAGCUUGAUAAAAGUCUAUACAAAAAGAAGCUUUAAGAAAUUAACAUGUAUACAGUUUUGUCAGACAUUUCUCCCGAGAAAUAUUUUAUCCACAAACUUUGUCAACAGCAUUUUCUGAAACUUUCUUGUCAAAAACACUAAAGUGCAGCAUAUUUUGAGAUUUCUUAUGAAAACUACACAAUUUGGGUGAAUAUUGAACCGUUCCAGUUACAGAAUUUUAAACCUUGUAUUCCAGACAGUUUGAAAGUCCUGCUUAUAUUAUUUACAUUUAGAAAUAUAUAGAUUUUUAUCAUUUUCACAAGUUUAUUUUGUUUUUUAUUAGGUGAUGAGAUAAUGCUUCAAUUGAUGCCAUUGUCCUUAUCCAAGGAACAGAAUCAGUAAUGAUGAAUAAUUUUAAACAAUAAAUGAUGGUUUUAUUUAUGGAAUCUCACGGCAAAAGUGAUGAAUACAGCAGCCUGUUAUGUUUCAAUAGUAACUUAAUGCCAACAACUCUACUGGCUGCACAGAGUCAAUAAGAAAUGAAUUAACAAAUAUUCCCAAGCAAUAUGUACACAAGAAGAUCAACCAAAACAUUAUUGUCAUCAUCAAAAUGCAUUAAACAAAUACUCCCUGCUGACAGAGACUAGUCUUUUGACAAAACAAAUCCACACAUAUGAAUACAGUUUGAGACGGGCAUUUGUUUAAAGGGCUAUAUUUAUUCAUGAUUAAGGUAACUUUUUUAUGAUAAUAACUAACAAUGACCACGGGUUAUACAUUCAUAUUUGUGAUCUUCCUUCAAAUUUAAAUCAAAAUCAUAACGUGAUCUUUGAGUAAAAUUUUCAGGAUUGUAUGUAUUUGUACAAACAGCGAUAAAAUAAACUUGAUUUAUGUUGUACAGAAUAAGCUGUAAUGACUAUUAUUCAUUAUUUUAAUUCAAAUAAUAUAUGUUUAUAAGUUUGUUUACAGCGAUCAGCAGCACUGACAGAGUAUUCAUGGUUUUUUUUUAGCUAAAAGGCGCUGGACACUAAUGCUAAUUACUCAUUGGUAAUGCAACACAGGUGUUUUUUCUUUCAUUACUGUCGAGCAACUUCGACGACCAAUUGAGCUCUUUGGCAAUUACCAAUAAGGUCCAGUGUCUUUGAGAAAGCUAUGUUAAAACGCUGGCAUUUCUACUUUUUGGUGACCCAUUUCACAUCAAAGUAUGGAUUUUGUCCUUUAUAUGUGAAACAAAAGAACCAGCAGAUUUUUUUCAUUGGGCUGACUUAAAUCUGAAUUGAGAUAAGUCUUAAAGCCAUUAUACCUUUCGGUAAACAGUGUUGUCCAAGUCCCACACUUUGUGUAUCACAACUUAUAUCUAA